GAUAAAUCUUCACUCAUGUUACUUAGUUGUUAGAUUAAUCAAAAAUUGAUCUUAAGAAUUAUGGAUCUACUAUGAUAGGAGUGUUAACACUAAAUAAUAAAGUAUAUAAGUCUAAAUAAACUUAGAUUAAUACUCUCAAAUUUGGUGAUUCAAGAGCUAUCAAUUUUGAUUCUAAUUAAUAAAUAGAUGAUCAAAUUAUUAUCUAAAGAACAAAAACAAAAUUGUGCAUAUGAAACCAAAGGGAUUAUAUGGUGAGAGGAUUGAUUCAAAUAGAAAUACAAAAGGAUUUAUAGUAAUACUAUAAUGUCCUUUAGGAUUGGCUUUGAGAAAAUCAAUUAUUAGAGAAGUUCAAUGAUUAGAUGACCAAAAAUAUUGGAAUCAUUUAAGAUCCAGAAAUUUAUAAUUUUACUUUAGAAAUCAUAAAUAAAUAUCCAAA
This is a messenger RNA of Paramecium sonneborni, 436 nucleotides long. Lineage: Eukaryota; Ciliophora; Oligohymenophorea; Peniculida; Parameciidae. The record is from the annotation of a GenBank genome assembly.